GCGGAGGAAAGGAGAGGCCCAGGCGGGGCCGGGGCCCGCAGCGGGACCGGAACCGGACCGGAACCGGAACCGGAACCGGGGCGAUGCCGAGCAAGAAGAAGAAAUACAAUGCGCGGUUCCCGCCGGCACGGAUCAAGAAGAUCAUGCAGACGGAUGAGGAGAUCGGGAAGGUGGCGGCCGCCGUCCCCGUCAUCAUCUCCCGGGCUCUGGAGCUCUUCCUGGAGUCACUGCUGCGGAAGGCCUGUCACGUCACCCAGUCCCGCAACGCCAAGACCAUGACCACGUCCCACCUGAAGCAAUGCAUCGAGCUGGAGCAGCAGUUCGAUUUCCUUAAGGAUUUGGUGGCCGCGGUGCCGGAUAUGCAGGGGGAAGGCGAGGAGCCCCAUGGUGAUGGGGAGAGGGGGCCCCGCAGGGGUCGUCGCCCCGGAGCUGGUCGGAAGAACGGGGGCCCCGGCGGGAAGGGGAAGGAUCCCAAACAGUCAGGAACGGACACGGAGCAGGAGGUGGGGGGGGGGGGGGGGCACCCCAAUAUUCCAAAUGGGAG
This is a messenger RNA of Pezoporus occidentalis (night parrot), 544 nucleotides long. It is a transcript of the gene DRAP1, whose product is annotated as DR1 associated protein 1. Gene Ontology annotation, molecular function: RNA polymerase II general transcription initiation factor activity; protein heterodimerization activity; core promoter sequence-specific DNA binding. The record is from RefSeq and is a predicted model, not a curated record. Gene Ontology annotation, cellular component: negative cofactor 2 complex; nucleus. The transcript has 5 exons. Lineage: Eukaryota; Metazoa; Chordata; Aves; Psittaciformes; Psittacidae. Gene Ontology annotation, biological process: transcription by RNA polymerase II. The annotation marks the transcript as partial.